Molecule: messenger RNA, 1005 nt
Organism: Salvia miltiorrhiza (redroot sage)
Lineage: Eukaryota; Viridiplantae; Streptophyta; Magnoliopsida; Lamiales; Lamiaceae
Product: protein LURP-one-related 5-like
Exons: 2
Coding region: 250-906 (218 amino acids)
Source: RefSeq, a predicted model, not a curated record
ACAUUGAUUUUUGACAUCCCGCAUAUAAGAAUUUCAUUCUCUUCACUUUAUUCCUCUCUCUCUCUCUCUAUAAAAGCUCCCCUUCCGUUCCUCUCAUUAAUUAAAUAAAUAGAAUUACAAGGAAAUCAUCUUCCUUUAAAUCCCUUCCACACGCAGGAGUCCGUAUAUAUAUAUAAGUUGCAGAAGUCUCUCAGCUCUUUUCUCUACUAGAAUCGUGAAAUCUAACCUUUUCCGAUCAAAAUUCAUCACAUGAAGAAAGAAGGUAUCGUAGAGGAAGCGUGUGUGUGCAAAGAAGACACACAUUUCACGGUGAUGAAAACCUCCGUUUUCUUCGCCGGCGACGGCUUCACCGCCUUCGACUCCAAAGGCGAACUCAUUUUCCGAGUCGACAACUACGACGGCGGCGACUCCUGCGAGAUGGUUCUCAUGGACCGCGCCGGCCGUUGCAUCCUCACCGUCCGCCGCAAGCGACCGAGCCUGCACCAGCGGUGGGAAGGGUUCGUGGGGGAGGGGAGGGAAGAUAAAGCAUUGUUCAGCGUGCGGCGGUCGUCGAUGAUCGCGAGGCCGACGGGGAUGACGGUGGAUGUGUACAGCGAUCCCGGCGAGGAGUAUCUGAUCGAGGGGUCGUUCGCGUGCCGGACAUGCACGGUGCUGAACGCGGAGAGGCAGGUGGUGGCGGAGAUUCGCCGGAAAGUGGACAUCUACGCGAAUCUGGUGCUGAGCAAAGACGUUUUUCUGCUCUCGGUGAAGCGGGGUUUUGAUAGCGCUUUUGCGAUGGGAUUGAUCCUUAUUCUGGAUCAGAUCCAUUGGGUGGGCUUUGAUUUUGAAUCGGACGGUGUAGAUGGCGCGGACCCCAUCCAGAAGUCAACAUUUCUACCCCAAAUCCCUCGCUCCUUCUCUCUCUAAGCUUUUUGUGGUGGUUGUAAGGUCGAUUUGUGUAAUAAAGGUUAUGAGUGAGAGUAAUUGAGUCUGCCAGAGCCAGAGUGGCCUUCCAUUACUUGUCAA